Molecule: messenger RNA, 1236 nt
Organism: Fraxinus pennsylvanica
Lineage: Eukaryota; Viridiplantae; Streptophyta; Magnoliopsida; Lamiales; Oleaceae
Source: the annotation of a GenBank genome assembly
AUGUUUAGUUUUUCAGAUACUAGAAGAUGUGUUUGGGUUAAUGGCCCUGUAAUUGUUGGGGCAGGACCUUCAGGUUUGGCUGUGGCAGCUGGCCUUGGAGAACAGGGUGUGCCAUUUCUGAUUCUUGAAAGAGCUGAUUGCAUUGCUUCUCUGUGGCAAAAACGUGCUUAUGAUCGCCUUAAACUUCAUCUCCCCAAACAAUUCUGCCAAUUGCCUAAGUUCCCAUUUCCUGAUCAUUAUCCUGAGUAUCCCAACAAGAAGCAAUUCAUUGAAUACUUGGAAUCAUAUGCCAGGCAUUUUGAUAUCAACCCACAGUUUAAUGAAACUGUGGAGUGUGCUAAGUACGAUGAGGCUUGUAAAUUGUGGAGAGUUAAGACUGUUUCUCCAAGUGGGUGUGAGGUUGAGUACAUUUGCCAAUGGCUGGUGGUGGCAACUGGGGAGAAUGCCGAACGAGUAGUUCCUGAAAUUGAAGGAUUGCAGAACUUUGGAGGGGAAGUAAUUCAUGCCUGUGAUUACAAAUCUGGUGAAAAUUUCAGAGGGAAGAGAGUUGUUGUCGUGGGAUGUGGAAAUUCAGGCAUGGAAGUGUCUCUUGAUCUUUGCAACCAUGGUGCUAAACCUUCAAUCGUUGUUCGAAGCUCGGUUCAUAUAUUGCCAAGAGAAGUAUUUGGGAAAUCAACAUUUGAACUGGCAAUGUUUAUGCUAAAAUGGCUACCACUUUGGCUUGUUGACAAGAUUUUGCUAGUUUUGGCAUGGACGAUUCUUGGAAACAUUGAGAAAUGCAGGCUAAAACGCCCGUCUGUCGGUCCAUUGGAGUUAAAGAACACACUGGGAAAAACUCCUGUUCUAGACAUAGGUGCACUCGGAAAAAUCAAAUCCAGGGAAAUCAAAGUAGUCCCUGGAAUCAAGAAGUUCUCAAGUGGAAUGGUUGAGUUUGUUAAUGGCGAAAAGCUCGAAAUUGACGCAGUUGUUAUGGCUACUGGAUAUCGCAGCAAUGUUCCAUAUUGGCUACAGGAAAGUGAAUUCUUCUCCAAGAAUGGAUUCCCAAAGGCACCAUUUCCUAAUGGAUGGAAAGGAAAAGAAGGAUUAUAUGCAGCCGGAUUUACAAGGAGAGGGCUAUCUGGUGCAUCUGCUGAUGCAAUGAAAAUAGCACAAGACAUUGGCAAAGUUUGGAAAGAAGAUUUGAAUCAGAAAAAACAAAAAGUCCUUACUCAUAGAAGAAGCAUUUCAACAUUUUGA